AUGGCAUUCUACAAAUCCCCAUUCAAAGCAACCGUCGUCAAUGGCAGGAUCGAGGGCGCGGGACGAUACACCUUCCCGGAUGGGAACGUCUAUAUCGGCGACUUCAAGGACGGACAAUUUCACGGCCACGGCACCAUUCACUUCAAACACGGUGGUCUCUAUGAUGCAGAGUGGGAGAAUGGCGUCGCCGUCCAGGGCACAUACACUUUCAAAGAUGGUCUCGAAUAUGAGCCCGAGGACUGGGACUACUGCACCGACAAGGAUCGCCGGUUCUUCUCGGAGCGUGUGAAUGGGUUUCCGCCAGGAGAUACACAGUUGACAAACGAUGCGAACCGAGCACCGUCGAUCCCAAAGGGAACGUUUGAUAUCGGAGACGGCUAUUACAGCGAAGCGACUGGCCGCAUUCAUACCUACGAUGGACAGCCUUCGCGGCAGCCAUCGGAUGAAGAGCGAGAGUGGAUUGUUAGGCAUUGUCGCAUUGGAGAUGGCGCUGCCACGAGCCAGCCGUCUCCAUGAGAUCGACCUUGGCCGCUACACAGUUUUAUCGGUUGUUCUCGCGAUCCGGGGCACGCACAAUAUCGCAGCGCCCGCAUUGUUGUAGGAUCGGAUCGCCUUUGGUCUGUGCUCUUGAGCGCCGGUCGUAGAUUGGAUGUGUG
Messenger RNA from Polychytrium aggregatum, 656 nucleotides. RefSeq lists its product as uncharacterized. Lineage: Eukaryota; Fungi; Chytridiomycota; Chytridiomycetes; Polychytriales. The coding region runs from base 1 to 516 and encodes 171 amino acids. The transcript is spliced from 6 exons. The record is from RefSeq and is a predicted model, not a curated record.